GGCGCCGCGGGCCGGGCGCGGAGCUGCGGGCUCGGGGGUGUGAGCGGCCGGGCAGGGCGCCCCCAGGAUGCUGCGGUUCCUGCGCAGGACCUUUGGCCGGCGGUCGAUGCAGCGCUACGGGCGAGGAGCCGGGCGCGGAGGGCUCGGCGGAGAGGGGGACGAGCGGGACGGAGGGCUCCGGGGAGCAGCCGCCGUCGGCUCGGGAGGCUUCCCCUCCUCGCCGCACCCCGGAGGGGUCACGCACAGCGCCGGAGCCCCCGUCCACAUCCCAGCGGCCGGCGGCAGUAAGCCGGUGCUGCAGUGCCGCGUCCUUCUCCUGGACGGGACCGAAGUCAGCGUGGAGCUGCCGAAAAAUGCAAAAGGACAGGAGUUGUUUGACCAGAUUGUAUAUCAUUUGGACCUUGUGGAAACUGAUUACUUUGGCCUACAAUUCAUGGAUGCUUCCCAGGUUACACAUUGGUUGGACCAUUCAAAAUUCAUUAAGAAGCAAAUAAAAAUUGGACCUCCAUACACGUUGCAUUUUCGAAUAAAGUACUAUUCAUCAGAACCAAACAACCUUCAUGAGGAGUUUACAAGGUACCUGUUUGUAUUGCAGCUCCGGCAAGACAUUCUUUCAGGGAAACUGAAAUGCCCAUACGAAACUGCUGUUGAACUCGCAGCUCUGUGUCUUCAAGCUGAGCUGGGAGAGUGUGAGCACCCAGAGCACACACCAGAACUCGUGUCUGAAUUCAGGUUUGCACCAAACCAGACCGAAGCAAUGGAAUUUGACAUUUUUCAGAAGUGGAAAGAGUGCAGGGGAAAGAGUCCAGCACAGGCUGAAUUGUGCUACUUGAACAAAGCUAAAUGGCUAGAAAUGUAUGGUGUAGAUAUGCAUGUAGUUAAGGGAAGAGAUGGUUGUGAAUACGCUCUUGGACUGACACCAACAGGCAUAUUGAUCUUUGAAGGAGCCAACAAAAUAGGCUUAUUCUUUUGGCCUAAAAUCACAAAAAUGGACUUUAAAAAGAGCAAGCUAACGCUUGUGGUUGUAGAAGAUGAUGAACAGGGCAGAGAGCAAGAGCACACAUUUGUUUUCCGGUUAGACAGUGCCAAAACGUGCAAACAUUUGUGGAAGUGUGCAGUGGAACACCAUGCUUUCUUCAGAUUGCGAGCCCCAGCAAAUAGCAAAUCUAAUAGAUCUGACUUCAUAAGGCUGGGAUCACGCUUCAGAUUCAGUGGGAGGACAGAGUAUCAAGCAACACAUGGGACCAGGUUACGCAGAACUAGUACAUUUGAAAGGAGGCCCAGCAAGCGAUACCCUUCUCGAAGGCAUUCAACUUUUAAGGCAAACAAUCCUGUGAAAGCAGCACAACUGUGUGCUAAAAAUACUCCUGAAGUCCAUAACUACCAGCCCCCUUAUCAUCCUAAUAUACUUCCUGCUCAGCCACACUGGCAUCCACAUACCCCUGUGAAUGUAAGGCCACCCUAUCAUGAUGACAGGCCAUAUUGGAAACCCCCCACAAGUGGAGAGGACAGCAAUUUACGAUAUAUCCAGGAACAGAACCAGAAGAAUUUAGGAGGCGUCCAAAGCAUGAUGUACCAAGAUAAACUCAUGACAACACUCUGAAAAACAGCCAUCUUCAUUUCACCUGCCAUCUCAGACGAUCAUUGCAUUCCAUGGUCCUUGUCUGUCUGCAGUACGUUCAAAGUGUAUUGUGCAUAAUGUGUGUGUCUUUGUAUGUACAUCCAUCCUUGUUUAGUGUUCAUGGACAUUCUUGGGAAAAGUAUUUUCCAUAUCUUUGUAAAAAAAAUCUUGAAAAACCUUUUGUGAAAGCUGGUGAGAAUUUCCAGUGCCCCGAGACCAGAAAUAUUUCUGGGGAUUUACAUUCCACCAUACUUUGGAACCUGUGACCCUCUGCCUGCUGGUGAAGAUCAGCCAUUUGUGCCUUAGUUAUUUUUUAUCACCUUGGGUUUUUUUGGGUCAAAUUAAUAGAUGAAGUUUGAGAAACUUUGCAGUUGACAUGCAAAUAGGAAUUUGGAGGGAGGGAAAAACAGAAUUCGCACUAGCAAUCAAACUGGCUUGUGGACCACCAACAAAGGGAGCCUACUGAGGUAGUCAUGGGUUUGGGUGUCUUUCGCUUUUAAUCUUCUGUGUUCUGCAGCAAAAAUAGAGGUGCUUGCAUAACUUAAAAACAAGUAUGGAGAAAGAACACUAUCAUAAACUUCAUGGAGUAUGUGUAUUCCUUUUUUGACUUACUGAUCAUAUUGAUAGCAUUCCCCAAAACCAUACCUGCUGCUAUAAAGGCAAGAAUGUUAAAAAUGGAUCCUUGCUGAAAGGGUGCUGCUGCCUUCUUAUUUGUAAUGUGAUUAUGGAAAUGAACUAUACAAUCGCAUUAAACUACCUACUGAUAACUUCUCUGAGUGGAUUAAAAAACACAGCUCAUAAUGGUACACUUCAAGAUGAGGACAAUCUGGUGAAAUAGCUCUAUUUUUAUAAAGUUAGGUGUUUGCAAAGGUGAAUGUACAUUUUACAAACCUAGGUCUUUAAAUAGGCUUGGCUGGUAUUUUGAUCACUUGCCGAUUAUUUUUUAUCAUAUUUUUAAACUGGAAAUCAUAGUGCCAUGUUCACUUGUGCAUCUGUUCUAAUUAGGCCUUGCCUCUGUGGUCUGUCUGAAGUUGUUGGAAUAAAUCUUCAUUUGGGAUAUUUUCAAAAUGAAGUAGUUUUUUACUUGAUUUUGAUAAGUACACGUUUAUAAAUGGCUAUAACUGAAUUUUUUUCACAGCAGAUUUCAUAGUGUUUAACUGUUUGUGAAAUAUAUUUGUUUACAAAUACUGUCUUUUAAUAUUUGUUUUGAUCUUUCCUGUUUGUGCUAAGUACAAAUAAAAUUUUUCAACCUUG
This is a messenger RNA of Melopsittacus undulatus (budgerigar), 2875 nucleotides long. RefSeq names its product erythrocyte membrane protein band 4.1 like 4B (gene EPB41L4B). Gene Ontology annotation, cellular component: cytoskeleton. Bases 68 to 1603 code for a protein of 511 amino acids. Gene Ontology annotation, molecular function: cytoskeletal protein binding. The transcript has 16 exons. Lineage: Eukaryota; Metazoa; Chordata; Aves; Psittaciformes; Psittaculidae. The record is from RefSeq and is a predicted model, not a curated record.